CUCAAACAAGGACUUAAAAAAAAAAAAAAAAUUUUAUUAGCAUUUUCAGUAUUUUGUGUCAUAUCUAAGUAUGAGUCGAUUGAGGGAAAAGUACUCGGGUACACAAAGAGGAAGAAAAUCUCAGCCUUUCCUCAACCAGAUUUCUGCUUCUUUAGCAUUAAAAGCACUUCUUAGUUAGGUUCUGUCAGUGCUGUUUUAACAAAAAUUAAAAUCCAGUCUCCAAUAGUUUGGCAGUAAAAGACUCCACUGCCCAUGAGUCUACCUAAAUCUAAAGCUUCAGCACUACUGACUUUAUUUUCUAGGAAACACACUGGACAACACAAACUGUGCACUCCUCUGAGCACAGCAGGUUUUCAGGCUGUGCUUUCUCUAAACAAAAUUACAGCAUGACAUGCAACAGCUGCAGGUGUUUGUCCUCACAGGUUCCAGCAUGCUACUCAAUAAAGAUGGUCCUGGUGCUAAAUAACAUGGGCGUGGCCACAGUGUUCAUACUAACCUGCAUGUGCGCCGUGCCACUGCGAGGUCAGAAGCCAGGUCAGGUGGACCCCCUGCAGGCCCAUCGGGGCAAUCCGCAAUGCUGGGAGGCCUCCUCGGCUCUGCUGCUGGAGAUGCGCUCUCCGAGGAUUGCUGACACAGUGCCUGCCUUCUGGGACCUCAUGGAGUCACUCAGGGCUUCAAACAACAGCAAACACACUGCACUCUUCUGGGACCUGGCCCAAGUCUUCUGGGACAUCUAUCUAGAUUGCAUUGUGUCCAGGAGUCAUGGGCUGGGCCGUCGACACAUAACUGCUGUCCAGUCCCUCAUUACUGACAAUGAUGGAGGAGACAACUGGUACAGACAACCAAAGCUUUGUUGUUGAGCAGGAGAAAACCACACAGAAUCCUUCAGAUUCAACCGCUCAGGAGCAAAGUCCCAUGCGUGGCUCCAUGUGAGAGUGAGACGUAGAGGGCAAAUCAAGACCCUGAAGACAGACCCAAAAUAAAACGCACAACUACUAGAAAAGAUUAAGGAUAAUUCAAAGUAGAUAGCUUUUUAUAAACAUUCUUUCCCCGAGGAAAAACUAGAUUUUUCUUAAAGUGAGUUUUACUUAUAGGAUACGAUUUGUGUAACAAAUGGAGGUGAGACCUCACUACUUUUAGGACACUGAGCUUUGUUAUCCCACUUAUCCAACACUUCAAAGGGAAAAAAAAAAUUGGCAACAUAAAAUUUUACCCCACCCCACACCCUUUUAAUGACUACAGCUUGUUUUUAUCAAUCUCAAAUCAUGCUGCUAUGAUUAUGCAGUUUUAAUUUUUAAUUAUUUUAUUUUGAAUUAAGAUUUAAAUCUUGUCUGAUGUACUGUUCAUAUCAAGAGUUGUGAUUUUAUGUUAUAAUGUUUGGGCUGUCUUUUCAUCAGAACAGUAGUGCCUGAUUGUUCAUUUUAAGCAGAAAUGCUUUUUCACUGCUGUGAGCUGUAAUUCCCUGAAUGUCAAAAUA
Messenger RNA from Oreochromis aureus, 1477 nucleotides. Its product is annotated as protein FAM237A. The coding region runs from base 387 to 860 and encodes 157 amino acids. NCBI's taxonomy places the organism in Eukaryota, Metazoa, Chordata, Actinopteri, Cichliformes, Cichlidae. The record is from RefSeq and is a predicted model, not a curated record. The transcript is spliced from 4 exons.